Molecule: messenger RNA, 1707 nt
Organism: Aspergillus melleus
Lineage: Eukaryota; Fungi; Ascomycota; Eurotiomycetes; Eurotiales; Aspergillaceae
Product: alpha-keto acid decarboxylase family protein
Exons: 5
Coding region: 1-1707 (568 amino acids)
Molecular function (GO): carboxy-lyase activity; magnesium ion binding; thiamine pyrophosphate binding
Source: RefSeq, a predicted model, not a curated record
AUGGCUACCGAUAUCGCGACCAGAGAGCUUCGCGAGCCCGUCACUGUCGCCGAGUACCUCUUCCAGCGACUUCAUCAGAUUGGCAUCCGUGCGGUUCAUGGCGUUCCUGGCGACUACAACCUCGCUGCGUUGGACUAUCUACCAAAAUGUGGUCUUCACUGGGUGGGAAACUGCAAUGAGCUGAAUGCCGGAUAUGCUGCGGACGGAUAUGCUCGAGUCAAUGGAAUUAGUGCCUUGAUCACCACCUUCGGCGUGGGCGAGCUGUCGGCACUGAAUGCUCUCGCCGGUGCUUACUCUGAAUUCGUCCCGAUCAUCCACAUUGUCGGUCAACCACACACCAAAUCGCAGAAAGAUGGGUCCUUGUUGCACCACACGCUAGGCAACGGUGACUUCAAUGUCUUCACGCGAAUGAGCUCCGGCAUUUCCUGCGCUACCGGCAACUUGAUCGAAACUCACGAAGUGGCAACCCUGAUCGAUAACGCUAUCCGUGAAUGCUGGGUUCGCAGUCGUCCGGUUUACAUCACUCUUCCCACCGACAUGAUCACGCAACAAAUCGAGGGUCAACGGCUGAAGACCCCGAUUGACCUUUCGCUGCCUCCGAAUGACCCAGAGAAGGAGGACUACGUGGUGGAUGUGGUCUUGAAGUAUUUGCAUGCGGCCGAGAGACCGGUGAUCCUUGUCGAUGCUUGUGCCAUUCGCCAUCGUGCGCUUGACGAAGUUCAUGAUCUGGUGAAAGCUUCCGGUCUGCCCACCUUUGUGGCCCCGAUGGGCAAGGGGGCCGUAGAUGAGACGCUCAAAAACUUUGGGGGUGUCUAUGCCGGAACAGGAUCGAACCCUGGUGUUCGUGAGCAAGUCGAGUCCUCGGAUCUCAUCUUGAGCAUCGGGGCCAUCAAGUCCGAUUUCAACACCUCGGGAUUCUCGUACCGCAUUGGACAACUCAAUACCAUCGACUUCCACAGUACGUUCGUGCGCGUUCGCUACUCCGAAUAUCCCGACAUCAACAUGAAGGGCGUCUUGCGGAAGGUGGUCCAGAAGAUGCGCUCGCUCAAUGUUACACCGGUCUCGCAUGUCUCGAAUAUCUUGCCCGACGAGGAGAAGAACUCGACCAACCAAGCGAUUACCCACGCAUGGCUCUGGCCGGUCUUCGGACAAUGGUUGAAAGAGAAAGACAUCGUUAUCACUGAAACCGGAACCGCCAAUUUCGGCAUUUGGGACACCCGAUUCCCUGCCGGCGUCACCGCCAUCAGCCAAGUCCUUUGGGGCAGCAUUGGGUACUCGGUUGGCGCGUGCCAGGGAGCUGCGUUGGCUGCAAAGGAGCAGAACCGGCGUACUGUGUUGUUCGUUGGAGACGGAAGUCUACAACUCACCGUGCAAGAGAUCAGCACCAUGAUCAGAAACAAGCUCAACCCCAUCAUCUUUGUUAUUUGCAACGAAGGCUACACAAUCGAGCGGUACAUCCAUGGGUGGGACGAGACCUAUAACGACAUUCAGACAUGGGAUAUCAAGGGCCUCCCCACCGUCUUCGGGGCCAAGGACCAGUACAAGGGAUACAAAGUCCAGACUCGGGAUGAGCUCACUCAGCUUUUCGCGAACCAGGAAUUCGCUUCCGCGCCUUAUCUCCAGUUGGUGGAAGUCCACAUGCCCCGUGACGAUGCUCCGGCGGGCUUGAAGAUCACUGCUUCGGCAGCGGCGGAGAGAAAUAAAUAA